AUGGCUGCGAAAGGACAAACACAGGUCACCUGUAAUCUUGGAAAUACCAAAAAGAUUGCCGAUGAAGUUGGGGAGAGGACAGAGAAAGAAAAAGCGAAUAGUACUAUUGGCGACACCUAUGUUAACUUUACAGAUUUCCAGAAAGCCACAGAGUACCAUGAACGAGACCUCAAAAUUUCCAAAGAAGUGGGAGACAGGGCAGGAGAAGGAAAAGCGUACUGUAAUCUUGGCAACGCCUAUGGCAGUCUUGGAGAUUUCCAGAAAGCCAUGGAGUACCAUGAACGAGACCUCAAAAUUUCCAAAGAAGUGGGAGACAGGGCAGGAGAAGGAAAAGCGUACUGUAAUCUUGGCAACGAAUAUGGCACUCGUGGAGAUUUCCAGAAAGCCAUAGAGUACCAUGAACGAGACCUCAAAAUUUCCAAGGAAGUGGGAGACAGGGCAGGAGAAGGAAAAGCGUACUGUAAUCUUGGCAACGCCUAUGACAGUGUUGGAGAUUUCCAGAAACUCAUAGAGUACCAUGAACGAGACCUCAAAAUUUCCAAGGAAGUGAUAGACAGGGCAGGAGAAGGAAAAGCGUACUGUAAUCUUGGCACCGCCUUUUACUGUCUUGGAGAUUUCCAGAAAGCCAUGGAGUGCCAUGAACGACAUCUCAAAAUUUCCAAAGAAGUGGGAGACAGGGCAGGAGAAGGAAAAGCGUGCUGUAAUCUUGGCAACGCCUAUGACAGUCUUGGAGAUUUCCAAAAAGCCAUAGAAUACCAUGAACGACACCUCAAAAUUUCCAAAGAAGUGGGAGACAGGGCAGGAGAAGGAGAAGCGUACUGUGAUCUUGGCGACGCCUAUGACUGUCUUGGAGAUUUCCAGAAAGCCAUAGAGUACCAUGAACGACAUCUCAAAAUUUCCAAAGAAGUGGGAGACAGGGCAGGAGAAGGAAAAGCGUACUGUAAUCUUGGCAACGCCUAUGACAGUCUUGGAGAUUUCCAGAAAGCCAUAGAGUACCAUAAACGACACUUCAAAAUUUCCAAAGAAGUGGGAGACAGGGCAGGAGAAGGACAAGCCUACUGUAAUCUUGGCGACGCCUAUGACUGUCUUGGAGAUUUCCAGAAAGCCAUAGAGUACCAUGAACGACAUCUCAAAAUUUCCAAAGAAGUGGGAGACAGGGCAGGAGAAGGAAAAGCGAACUGUAAUCUUGGCAAAGCCUAUGACAGUCUUGGAGAUUUCCACAAAGCCAUAGAGUACCAUGAACGAGACCUCAAAAUUUCCAAAGAAGUGGGAGACAGGGCAGGAGAAGGAAAAGCGUACUGUAAUCUUGCCGACGCCUAUGACUGUCUUGGAGAUUUCCAGAAAGCCAUAGAGUACCAUGAACGACAUCUCGAACUUUCCAAAGAAGUGGGAGACAGGGCAGGAGAAGGAAAAGCGUGCUGUAAUCUUGGCAAUGCCUAUGACAGUCUUGGAGAUUUCCAGAAAGCCAUAGAGUACCAUGAACGAGACCUCAAAAUUUCCAAGGAAGUGGGAGACAGGGUAGGAGAAGGAAAAGCGUACUGUAAUCUUGGCAACGCCUAUGACAGUCUUGGAGAUUUCCAGAAAGCCAUAGAGUACCAUGAACGAGACCUCAAAAUUUCCAAAGAAGUGGGAGACAGGGCAGGAGAAGGAAAAGCGUACUCUUGUAACAGUCUUGGCAUUGAGUACCAUUUUUUCCAAAAAUCUUGGAGGGGAAGGAAGAGCGUACUGUAAUCUUGGCAUUGCUUUUAAAAAUCUUGGAGAUUUCCAGAAAGCCAUAGAGUACCAUGAACGACAUCUCAAAAUUUCCAAAGAAGUGGGAGACAGGGCAGGAGAAGGAAAAGCGUACUGUAAUGUUGGCAACGCCUAUGACAGUCUUGGAGAUUUCCAGAAAGCCAUAGAGUACCAUGAACGAGACUUCAAAAUUUCCAAAGAAGUGGGAGACAGGGCAGGAGAAGGAAGAGCGUACUGUAAUCUUGGCAACGCCUAUCGCAGUCUUGGAGAUUUCCAGAAAGCCACAGAGUACCAUGAACGACAUCUCAAAAUUUCCAAAGAAGUGGGAGACAGGGCAGGAGAAGGAAAAGCGUACUGUAAUCUUGGCAACGCCCAUCACAGUCUUGGAGGUUUCCAGAAAGCUAUAGAGUACCAUGAACGACACCUCAAAAUUUCCAAAGAAGUGGGACACAGGGCAGGAGAAGGAAAAGCGUACUGUAAUCUUGGCAACGCCUAUGACAGUCUUGGAGAUUUCCAGAAAGCCAUAGAGUACCAUGGACGAGGCCUCAAAAUUUCCAAAGAAGUGGGAGACAGGGCAGGAGAAGGAAAAGCUUACUGUAAUCUUGGCAUUGCUUUUAAAAGUCUUGGAGAUUUCCAGAAAGCCAUAGAGUACCAUGAACGACACCUCAAAAUUUCCAAAGAAGUGGGAGACAGGGCAGGAGAAGGAAGAGCGUACGGUAAUCUUGGCAACGCCUAUGACAGUCUUGGAGAUUUCCAGAAAGCCAUAGAGUACCAUGAACGAAAUCUCAAAAUUUCCAAAGAAGUGAGAGACAGGGCAGGAGAAGGAAAAGCGUACUGUAAUCUUGGCAACGCCUAUCGCAGUCUUGGAGGUUUCCAGAAAGCUAUAGAAUACCAUGGACGACAUCUCAAAAUUUCCAAAGAAGUGGGAGACAGGGCAGGGGAAGGAAAAGCGUACUGUAAUCUUGGCAACGCCUAUGACAGUCUUGGAGAUUUCCAGAAAGCCAUAGAGUGCCACGAACGAGGCCUCAAAAUUUCCAAAGAAGUGGGAGACAGGGCAGGAGAAGGAAGAGCGUACUGUAACCUUGGCAACGCCUAUCACAGUCUUGGAGAUUUUCAGAAAGCCAUAAAGUACACUGAAAUAUGCCUCAAAUUUUUCAGAGAAGCGGGAGACAGGGCAGGAGAAGGAAAAGCGUGCGGUAAUCUUGGCAACGCCUAUGAAAGUCUUGGAGAUUUCCAGAAAGCCAUAGAGUACCAUGAACGAGACCUCAAAAUUUCCAAAGAAGUGGAAGACAGGGCAGGAGAAGGAAAAGCGUACUGUAAUCUUGGCAACGCCUAUCGCAGUCUUGGAGAUUUCCAGAAAGCCAUAGAGUACCAUGAACGACAUCUCAAAAUUUCCAAAGAAGUGGGAGACAGGGCAGGGGAAGGAAAAGCGUACAGGAAUCUUGGCAACACCUAUGACAGUCUUGGAGAUUUCCAGACAGCCAUUUACUGUUAUAAAAACAGUGUCAUUGCCUACGACUAUAUCAGGGGAAAUCUCAUAUCUAAUGACGAAUGGAAGAUUAGUCUUCGGAGUACGUAUGAUAAUGUUAAUUUGAGGCUCUGGGGGCUACAGUUUAAGCAAGGUAAAGUCGUUGAGGCACUUUUAACUGCUGAUCAUGGACGCGCCCAAGCUUUAAAUGAUCUUCUGGAGUUUAAUUAUGGCUUUAAAGGGUUGUUUCGAGAAAUAGGAACAUUCUCAGGAACAAAACCUGACAUUCUUAAUUGCCUACCAUCAAAUACAGCUUUUAUAGGUAUUAACGAGGAAGGAAUAGUUCUCUGGGUAAACGAGAAAGGAAAAGAAAUCAAAACUAGAAAAACUCAGAUCGAUAUCUCCGUCAAAACCUAUUUACAGUCGCUACUGGAGACUGCACUUGAAAAAAUGGGUGUGAGAACUGAUGUCAACUGUGAAGAUCGUUCAUUAAGGAACCCAAGCGAUAACAAGUUAGCAGAAAAAAGAUCCUGUCAGCCAAGGUCUCAUUCCUCAUCUUUUGAGCCAAAGUCAUUACAAACAUUUUACAAAGUUGUUAUGGACCCUAUAAGAGAGUUACUCCAAGGCGAUGAGGUUGUGGUUGUUCCACAAGGACCUCUUUGUUUGGCCCCCUAUGCUGCUUUCGUUGACUUGAAAUCUAAGUACCUCUGCGAAACUUUUAGAAUUCGCCUUCUUCCCUCACUUUCUAGUCUGCGAUUAAUCCAAAAUUGUCCAGCAGAUUGGCACAGCAACACUGGCGCUCUUCUCGUCGGCGAUCCGUGGGUACAGGAGGUAAUUUAUGAAGGAAUGAGGCUAGAGCAGUUAGCGUGGGCGGAAAAGGAAGUGAAGAUGAUUGGGGAAAUACUUCAAACUGAACCUCUCGUUGGAAAGCAUGCAACAAAAGAUAAAGUGUUAACACGUAUCUCCUCGGUUGCUCUGGUGCACAUUGCUGCUCACGGUAAAAUGGAAACAGGAGAAAUCGCCUUGGCCCCAAACACAACACGUUCAUCCGUGAAUCCAGCCAGGGAGGACUAUCUCUUAACUAUGAAAGAUGUUUUAAAGGCGCAGAUUAGGGCAAGACUUGUUGUACUCAGUUGUUGA
This is a messenger RNA of Porites lobata, 4339 nucleotides long. The record is from the annotation of a GenBank genome assembly. Lineage: Eukaryota; Metazoa; Cnidaria; Anthozoa; Scleractinia; Poritidae.